Stegodyphus dumicola is the source of this 1708-nucleotide messenger RNA. RefSeq names its product unconventional myosin-XV-like. Gene Ontology annotation, cellular component: cytoskeleton. The record is from RefSeq and is a predicted model, not a curated record. NCBI's taxonomy places the organism in Eukaryota, Metazoa, Arthropoda, Arachnida, Araneae, Eresidae.
GUCUGUUUUUAAAAUAUCAUCACAUCUAUGACCCAUACAACAAUCUGCACAGGCUUCUGAGUUGGGGAAAGUUUAAUUUGGAUAACCCUGUACUUCUGUGGAUCGUUUGUUGACUAAAAACUGAUCUAGUCAUGUGUUGGCUGAUAGUGCGGUACAACUAUCCUAAUAAACAGCAACAAAUUUUUAAAAAAGCGGCGUAAAAAUUUGAAAAACAUUCACAUUUUGCGUAAAUUUUGAUUUAAACAAAAUGUGAUACAGUUUGUCUACUUCAAUUUUUUCUUAAAUAUUUUUAUCACAAAAUAAGAUCUUUAUGAAUUAUUUGUUUAAUUAUAAGAAACAAAUUUUAUAUAGAAAUAAAAGCGUUUUUUAAAUAUUAAUACUUUUACUUUGGCACUUAAUUUUAGAACUCCAAAUAAACAAUUCGAAUAAUCGUGGGUCUACUGUACUUCCAUAGAAUUUUUCAACCGAAAAAUAAAUUUUCAAAUAAAAAAGUUAGAAAUUCCUAAAGUUAUCGGUUUAUUUGAAACCUCAUGAAACUACUUUGGAAUUCGAAUACUCGUAUACAAUUUUUCUUUUACGAAUGCGAUGAAGCAAUGUAACAGAAUUACAUGCAAAUUAAAAAUAGGAAAAAGGGUAUGUUGCAUUUUAUUGAAACACGUUAAUGUCUUAAAAAUUAUAUUAGCCAUGUAGCCUUCACCACAAUGAAUACAAUUUUGCAGUCGCGCAUAAAAGUUUGCUAUUAUAUAUAAUAACAAGUUUGGUGGUUUCAGCAAGUUACACUAUAUUUCGACAAAACAAGCAGGAAUAUUUUCCAAAUUUUUCCCGUCCGUUUCACUUCGUAGUUUAUAUUUCUUGAUCUACUUAAUAAUUUUCGAUUGGACGGCAUGAGAUCCGAAGUGUAUGUUUCUCAUCCCCCAGUAAUCAGGAGCUUAAACAAGAAGAGUAAAAUGCGCCAAGUUAAUAUUAUUAUAAAUUAUACAACUCUUAUAAAAAAAACAUGCAGACGAUUCAUGUACUGUGCUCAGAUUCGUAUUAAAAUCUAAAUUAGAUCAAUCCUAAUAUUUAAUACACCUUCUGUUCCGGAAAGUUCAAGAAGACUAUUUCUAGCAUAGAAGGAAUUUAUUUCAGACGUACCCAAAGUAUUAGAAAUAAGAUUAAUUAUCUGUAUUAACAUCAUAAUUGGUAAUAGAGAAACUGAGUGAAUAUGUUGCAUUCAUUUUUGAAGCACGAAAAGAAAGGAUUUUUUUCUCACGAAUCAUGUAACCGGAAACCAUAAUAUUACCGAUUUUUUUUUCCCCUUUUCCAGGAAAGGUUAAAUUUCAUCUGACCGGAAGAAGAUCAAAUAAAAGCACAGUAGGGCACAAUGCUAAAGGCGUUCCUUGAUGAAAAGGGGGCGUUGGCGUGGGCAGGAUGCAGAAAGGGUAAUUCAACUUUUUUCGUCUCCUGCGAUUACAUAAAGGAAGGUAAUUCAUUUCAAGAGAACAACAAACCUGCUGGAGCUUCAGCUGAAAGACACUCAUUUCUUCAAUAUGCUAUGCUGCAUUUUAGAGAUAACGAAACCAGCAGACAAGUUCAGGCAGUAACCAGCGGUGGAUCUAUACGAGGUACAGUUAAAAUAUUUGAAUAUUUGACAGGGAAGAAAUCCAGAAAGUCUCAGCUUAGUGAAUGGACGUGGAAAGAGCUCACGGAUAAAGUCAAAUAUUCACCG